Messenger RNA from Cercocebus atys (sooty mangabey), 947 nucleotides. RefSeq names its product chromosome unknown open reading frame, human C16orf74 (gene CLMB). Lineage: Eukaryota; Metazoa; Chordata; Mammalia; Primates; Cercopithecidae. Bases 220 to 450 code for a protein of 76 amino acids. The transcript has 4 exons. The record is from RefSeq and is a predicted model, not a curated record.
CGCCGCCCUCCAGGAGCGGGGCGGGACCGCGGGAGGCGCGCGGCGGCCCGAGCGCCGGCCGGGCCAUGACCCCCGCUGCUCUCUCUUGCAGGCUCGUCUCCGCGGCCCCCCGAGCCAGACCGCCGCCGCCACCACCAGCGCCCGGGCGGGCCUCCCGCGCCCCGGGCGCGGCUCCGCAGUGAGCCCACCAGGAAGGAAGCGGCCUGCAGAGGCGCCAGCAUGGGGCUUAAGAUGUCCUGCCUGAAAGGCUUUAAAAUGUGUGUCAGCAGCAGCAGCAGCAGCCACGAAGAGGCCCCCGUCCUGAACGACAAGCACCUGGAUGUGCCCGACAUCAUCAUCACGCCCCCCACCCCCACGGGCAUGAUGCUGCCGAGGGACUCGGGGAACACAGUCUGGUUGGAUGAGACAGGGUCGUGCCCGGAUGAUGGAGAACUCGACCCGGAAGCCUGAGGAGGUGUCGUGGAUUUGUCUGGUGGGCUCCUGCUGCGGGGUCCCAGCUUCAGGUGUCGGGGGGCGUGGCUGCCUGGAGCAGGUGUGCUGAAUACCCUGGAUGGGAACUGAGCGAAUCUGGUCUCCACUGGGAGAGAUGUGGCAGGACCAGCGAGGAAUCCAGGCUGCUUGCUUCCGAAACAGUGUUUCCCGACCCUGCUGAGUGGACUGGACCUCUGACACCUCCAGGGUCUUGCUGACUCCAGCCUGGUGCAAGGGAGCUCCAUGGUCCUGGCUGUUGGGGUCCCAGGGAGAGGCUCUCUUCAGGACAAACACACCUUCCCAGCCCCACGGGCUGUGCAAACACGUGCCCCUGCCAUAAGCACAAACAAGAACUUCUUGCAGGUGGAGUGGCUGUUUUUUAUAAGUUGUUGUACAGAUGUGGGAACAGUCCAAAAUGGGAUUUAUAAUUUCUUUUUUUGCAUUAUAAAUAAAGAUCCUCUGUAACAAAUGGUGAA